Molecule: messenger RNA, 666 nt
Organism: Scomber japonicus (chub mackerel)
Lineage: Eukaryota; Metazoa; Chordata; Actinopteri; Scombriformes; Scombridae
Gene: fgfbp2a
Product: fibroblast growth factor binding protein 2a
Exons: 1
Coding region: 1-666 (221 amino acids)
Biological process (GO): cell-cell signaling
Molecular function (GO): growth factor binding
Source: RefSeq, a predicted model, not a curated record
AUGUGGACCCAGGCCAGUGCUCUGCUGCUACUUGCCUGCUGCCUUUGUCAGGCUGAGGCUCAGAGCAACAGCGGCAGGAGACAAAGCAUCUGGGAUGAUCCCAUCCAAUUCAACACCAAGGCUAAGGACCUGUGUACCAUGGUGAUCACCGGGCAUGGGGAGUACACCAGGCUGAGGCUGUCAUGCCGGAGCAACAAGCGCUCAUAUUGGUGUGAGUACUUGGGGAAGCCUUACAUAUGCAGCCCCUACAACAAAAACCCUCGUCACUACUUCGUCCAGAUGAUGUGGGGUCUGCGAAAGCUCCACAAUGCCUGCCAGGCUCCCAGGGAGAUCAAACCUCAUAUGUGCAGGAAGGCAAGCAAUGAUUCUCAAAUGGUCUUCUCAUCGGCUUCCUUUUCCUGGUCAGGGGCUUCCAAGACAGGAUCAAGACCAGCAGUACAGCCUGCAAGACCUCAACCCAAAAUUGCAUCUACAAGGCCUGAGUCAGUGAGACAAGCCUCUACAAAAUCCAUCCAAAUCUCACCAAGAAUAAAGACCACACAGAAAGCCAUUCCACAGCCAACAGCACCGACUGUGGAGAGCUAUCGUAAGAGGAUGGCUCGGCAGUACUGCUGGAGGUCACUUCAAGGCGUCUGCAGCUACAUCAUCGGUUUGUUUCGGAAUUAA